Molecule: messenger RNA, 1355 nt
Organism: Osmia bicornis bicornis
Lineage: Eukaryota; Metazoa; Arthropoda; Insecta; Hymenoptera; Megachilidae
Product: targeting protein for Xklp2-like
Exons: 7
Coding region: 158-1300 (380 amino acids)
Source: RefSeq, a predicted model, not a curated record
AGUUAUUCGUGUUAGGAUUCAAUUAGAAGCGUUUCUCGAUCGUUAAACUCGGGCAAGUGAUUUAAAAGAAAAUCUUGACAAUUGAAUAUAACAUUUGAUAUUUAAAAAAUUUACUCGGAUAAACUGCGCUUUCUUGUUUUAAUUUUCCUCGAGAAUAAUGCUAACGUCGACGAAAUCGAAAACGAAAUAUGAACAAUCAGUGACGCCGUUGACACAUCCGAAGAAUCAUUUCAAACUACCAAGUCGAAAAUUAUGGAAAGAGGGAAGUAGUAACUCAGCAUUGAAAGGCGAUCAUUGGAAGAAAUAUAGAGAUUCGAAUAAAUGGGACUUGGUCGAAUCUCCGCAGUUCGUUGAUUUUAGUUCUGCAGCAGACGUAGGAGAUUCUUACUUCGAUAAAGUAACUGUGAUUGUCAGCACACCAAAUGUAAAUCUCCAAUACGGAAAUCUUCCUAACACGUUCGAAGGCGAAAAUUCAUUGAUUGCAAACCUCGAUAAUUUUCAUUUAUCCACUAUAAAACCCGAUGUACCGACAUAUGAGGUGGAGAACAAUGAGAACGACAAAGAAAACAAGGAGGAAUAUGUGGUUCACACAUCCUCUCUUAAUAUGGGAAAGGAUAAAGAUGAAAUAUGUAAUAAAAUAAAUAAACCCCAAAAGAUAAAUGGCUUUACUAUUAUAAAGCCAUUUACCUUUGACAUGCGAUAUAAAUAUAAUCAACAACGUAAACAAGAACGCAUUAAUAAGAUGUUAGAAGAAGAGAAAAAGAUGAAGGUAUUUCGAGCAAACCCUCUUCCAAAAUAUUUAAAAUCUCGACCUCAAAAUAACAACAAUAAUAAUAACAAUAAUGACAUUUUACAUGGUAAAGUAAAUAGUAAUACCGAAGAAAAAGAUAAGAAAAAAAGUUCCGCUGUAAUGAACACGAAGAAAAAUACCGAUGUCUGCAAGAAAUUACUGGCUGUACCGCACAUCACCAGAAAGAACUUGGAAAAGCCAAAAAUGCCACAUUUACAAACCGCAAUUCGGUCACAACUAAGGAAACGUUUCGAUGAUACCAUAAGAGAGAAGGAAAGACAAAAUGAACAGCUUAAACAAAUGGAGAUUGCUGCUAAAAAGAAGCAAGAGGAAGAAGAACGUUUAUAUUUAAGAAAACAAACUGUUCAUAAACCACAACCGAUUCGCAAAUAUAAAUUGGGUUUGCCAACUGUUGCUAAACGACCAUUAACCGACCCUGUGAGCCUGAUACCAUUAAAACGACGUCGCACAGUGGAUCGAGUAAGGCAAAAUAAUUUCAGAACUGCUUAGAAUUUUGUUUUAUAGAUUUGUAUUCUUUUAUUAAUAUCAAGCAAAAUAACUAAAA